AUGGAGGACUAUGAUACGCCAGACGAUUUUGCAGAAGAGAUCGACACUGCAGCAAGGAAAAGGAAAGCACUGGAGGCAGACAAAACAAAAAAACCAAAAUGGAAGUCUGGUGAGAUAGACACAGUCAUAGAUGAGCUGGAAAAGCGAAGCUGUUUGUGGGAUGUCUUUGAUAAGGACUGCCACAAUCGCGAAAAGAGAGAAGUCGCUUACACAGAACUGGAAGACAUACUUAAGCAUACUAAAAAAGAUAUUAAGACGAAAAUAGCGGGCCUGAGGACGCAACUUGGUCGCGAAAUUGCCAAAACAAACUCCUGGAAGUCAGGACAAGCAACCAGUGAAAAAAGUCCACGUGGGUGUUCUACGAUAAACUACAAUUUCUUCAUCCAGUAA
Pocillopora meandrina is the source of this 390-nucleotide messenger RNA. The record is from the annotation of a GenBank genome assembly. Lineage: Eukaryota; Metazoa; Cnidaria; Anthozoa; Scleractinia; Pocilloporidae.